Messenger RNA from Trichomonas vaginalis G3, 137 nucleotides. RefSeq lists its product as uncharacterized. The transcript has a single exon. The annotation marks the transcript as partial. NCBI's taxonomy places the organism in Eukaryota, Parabasalia, Trichomonadida, Trichomonadidae. The record is from RefSeq and is a predicted model, not a curated record.
AUGAGUGAGUAUAGUUCUGCCGAACCAUUGGAAGAGAAGAAGUACCCUUGCUGGCAAAAGACAAAAAUAGUUGCCUUAGUUGUCAUUGCAAUUGUACUCGUAAUUGAAUUCAUUGUACUUCUCUUCACGUACAUAAA